CUUUUCCAGGUUCAAUCUAGGUGUAUGCUUCGAUAUGAACUCAUUCGUAGUAGAUAAGGUAACUGAACGCUUACCUACCGUGUCGGUUAAUAAUUUAGCCUUAAUUAAUUUUAAUAAUUUACCUCUGGCUGACGAUAGUUACUCUAUUCCAGGAGACAUUGAUUUGCUAGUUGGAGCUUCAGUCUUUCCUCACCUUCUUUUGUCCCACAAGGUUCAAGGUCAGCCUGAUUCCCCUUCACCCGUCGCUCUAGAAACAGUUCUAGGUUAUGUCAUCGUCGGUUCUGCCCCUGCUUGUAUUGAUAAUUGCUUGUCAGUAUCGAAUUGUUGCUCAGAAGAUCCGCUUGAUGCUGCCGUGCGGAAAUUUUGGCAGAUAGAAGAGAUAGAUGCUCCGCAUCCAAUGUGCCCAGAUGACGCGGCAUGUGAAGAAAUUUAUAGUAAAACUACUACCCGCCAGGCAGACGGUCGUUACGAAGUCGCACUACCAUUCAAAGGAGAUGUUUUGUCAUUAGGGGAUUCACUGCAAAAGGCAACAACGCGCUUCUAUUGCUUAGAACGUAAAAUGUUAUCUUCGCCUAAGCUCAAGGAAGCUUACGAUAGUGUCAUACUCGAGUAUUUAGAAAAGGGGUAUAUUUCGCCAGUACUUCCAGAUACGGACGCAACACAGAGCUUACGGUCGUAUACCAUUUCGCAUCAUGGAGUUAUAAGAGAGGACAAGGUUACGUCAAGGUUACGCGUUGUCUUAGACGCUAGUGCUAAAACUACUACACAAGUAUCUCUCAAUGAUAUUUUAUACAGUGGUAAGAAUCUUCAAGGAAACAUAUUUAAUAUUAUGGUCAAUUUCCGCCUAUACCGCAUCGCUUUUUCCGCUGACAUACGUCAAAUGUUCCUUUGUAUUGGGAUUCGGCCAUGUGAUCGCAGAUUUCAACGUAUUUUAUAUCGCUUUUCCCCGCAAGAACCUUUGAAGACAUAUGAAUUCAACCGCGUUUGCUUCGGAUUAACGUCUAGUCCAUUCCACGCACUUCGUACUGUUAAGCAGCUACUUUCGGACGAAGGUGCGUCUUUCCCGCGAGCAAAGGAGACUGUCGAUACAGGUUUAUAUACAGAUGACUUUGUGUAUAGUGUCGAUAGUGAUGAAGAAGCUAUUAGUACCGCAGCCGAAGUAAUUGCUCUUUUUAAGGCAGGCCAGUUUGAUCUCGUAAAAUGGACAUGCAACUCACAAAGGGUUUUAGACUCCAUUCCGCCGUCUCAUCGUCUCUCUUCAGUUAAGGAGUUCGAUGAUUCUGAACCACAUAAAGUACUAGGCUUAUGUUGGUCUCCCGCUACAGACUGCUUUGGUCUUAAAAUUAGUACACCCGCAGAGUCUUGUACAAAGCGCACUAUUUUGUCUUGUGUUGCUAGAAUAUGGGACGUUAUGGGUUUCGUAGCUCCUGUAGUCCUAUACGCAAAACUUCUCAUUAAACAACUUUGGUUAUGUGAAUGUGAUUGGGAUGACAUACCACCUGAACAUAUUCUCCAACAGUGGUAUCGUUUCAAAGAGGAACUUCCUUUACUUAGCAAAAUAAAGAUUCCACGGCAUGUAGGCAUCUUUGCUGGUGACAUUAUAAACAUAGUGGGAUUUGCAGAUGCAAGUGAAAAGGCCUAUGGUGGCGUAGUUUACUUCCACGUUAGAGAUAGUGUCGGUCUGCGUGAGAAUGAAUUUCAUUUGAUAAUUGCUAAAUCGAAAGUUUCGCCUCGUAAAGUCAUAUCACUCGCACGUUUAGAGCUUUGUGCAAUCCUUGUAUUAAGUAACUUGAUUACCAAGGUAAUGGAAGCUUGCAAUAAUCUGCUUCGUAACAAGCAGUGGUUCGACGACCCCAAAAGGCCAAUAGAAACCGAGUAA
This is a messenger RNA of Leptidea sinapis, 1879 nucleotides long. RefSeq lists its product as uncharacterized. NCBI's taxonomy places the organism in Eukaryota, Metazoa, Arthropoda, Insecta, Lepidoptera, Pieridae. The coding region runs from base 35 to 1879 and encodes 614 amino acids. The record is from RefSeq and is a predicted model, not a curated record. The transcript is spliced from 2 exons.